CUGAAUAGGGACUCAAACACAAGUAACCACCGUUAUCACGUUAUCCAGGCAAACCUCCAGAGGAGCGAGCUAGCUACGGCCGAACUAAUCAUCGAGGCAACAAAAAACAAGACAACGUUUGCCCUAGUCCAGGAACCAUACAUCGGAAGUAUCGGCGAAAUGAAGACCCAUCCAGGGACAAGAGUAGUACAAUGCAGCAGAAGCCUAAACACGAACAAAGUGAUAAAGGCAGCCAUUGUGCUAUUCGACGACACCAUAGGCAUAACCCAGUGCCCUGACCUUACAACAGAAAACGUAGCAGUAGCCAAACUGAGGACAGGGGCCUGGGAGAUGGGAGUGGUGUCCGUCUACCUGGAGGGGGACAAAUUAGUCGAUCCUUACCUGGACGCGAUAGAGAAAGCCGUAGCUGGCCUAGGAACUGGGAACGUGAUACUCGGUGGAGACAUAAACGCUUGGAGUACUUGGUGGGGAAGCCGGGAGACAGAUAAGCGGGGGAUCGAAGUAGCUGCCAAACUAGACCAAUUAGAGCUCCACAUUUUGAACAGAGGUACAGAGCCCACAUUUGAUACGAUCAGAGGCGGGAGGAGAUUCUCCAGCUGUGUGGAUGUGACAACCUGCUCGACGAGCCUACUCGGGAGGAUUGAUAACUGGAGACUUUCAGAAGAAGUAACUAGUUCGGAUCACAGGGCAAUCCUUUUCGAAAUAAAUUUAGAAAAAUCAAUUAGUACAGAUAUAAAGAGAACUACUAGAAAAUUUAACACGAAAAAGACAAACUGGAGUGAGUUUCGUGAGAAACUCACCCAGAUUUGUCAAUUAAAACAAAUAAAUAACAUACAGAUAGAAAAAAUAGAAAAUAGAGAAGAACUUGAAACGAAAAUAAUAGAAUACACUGAAUCAAUAUUAGAAACUUGCGAAAGCAGUAUAUCCAAAAUUAAAAACAUAAAACGAAUGGGAUUGCCUUGGUGGACCGAAGAGUUGACUCAGAGAAAAAAGGAAGUCUCCAGGAUGAAACGCAGAAUUUCGUGUGCAGCACCAGUACGCCGAGAAUGGGUCGUCGAGCAGUAUAUCAAAACAAAAGAGGAGUACCAACGACAAGUAAAGAACGCACAGACCGCCAGCUGGAAGGAUUUCUGUAGCAAACAAGAUCGCGAAUCUAUGUGGGAUGGGAUCUACAGGGUAAUAGGCCGCACAACUCAGAGACACGAAGAUAUCCCCCUUGUAAGAGAGGGGAUGACUCUGGACAAUGCAGAAUCAGCAAGAUUCUUGGCGGAGACCAUCUAUCCGGACGACAACACCCAGGAGGAUGACGCGGAACACAAGCUUAUUAGGGAAGCAGCUGAAAUAGUAAACGUAGGGUCAGUUGAUGAUUCAAGUGACCCACCUUUUACAGUAGAGGAGCUUAUGUGGGCCGCGUCCAGCUUUAACCCGAAAAAAGCUCCAGGAAAUGAUGGUCUCACAGCCGAUAUCUGCGCAGCGGCCAUUGCCCUGGACCCACCACUGUUCUUGGCACUAGCCAACAAGUGUUUGAAGCUGGCACAUUUCCCCAAAAAAUGGAAGGAGGCGACGGUAGUAGUUCUGCGAAAGCCUGGGAAAGAGGACUACACGCACCCCAAGUCAUACAGGCCGAUUGGGCUACUGCCUGUGCUAGGAAAAAUCUUAGAAAAAAUGUUAGUACGGAGAAUCAAGUGGCACAUCGUACCCAAACUAAGCAAAAAACAAUAUGGUUUUAUGCCACAGCGCAGCACCGAGGACUCCCUCUAUGACAUGAUACAGCUUAUAAAAGCAAACGUCAAUAAUAAAAAAUUGACUGUAUUAGUAUCGUUGGACAUAGAGGGAGCCUUCGAUAACGCCUGGUGGCCUGCAGUACGAUGUGCACUUGCAGAAACCAGAAGCCCCAUAAACAUCAGGAGACUAGUAGAUAGUUACCUUAAUGAUAGAUCUGUAUCCAUCAAAUAUUCAGGGGCGGAAUGGGUCAAAAAGACCACGAAGGGGUGCGUGCAGGGCUCGAUAGGUGGUCCACUGUUCUGGAACCUUCUGUUGGACCCACUCCUCAAAGAGUUAACUAAUAGAGGGGAGUACUGUCAGGCUUUCGCGGACGACGUGGUCCUAAUAUUCUCGGGAGACAAGGCUUUGGAAGUGCAGGAGAGAGCCAAUGCAGCCCUCGCACAUGUUCAGAAGUGGGGAGUCAAAAAUAAGUUAAAAUUCGCACCACAAAAAACUAAAGCAAUGGUUAUCACAAACAAGACCAAAUAUGACUCGCCACUUCUGAAGAUGGGUGGGGAAAGCAUUGUAAUGUCAAAGGAGAUAAAAAUACUCGGCCUCACGGUUGACAAUAAGCUAACUUUCAACACGCACGUGAAGAAUGUGUGCUGUAAGGCACAAAACGUAUACCGUCAGCUGUGCAGAGCCGCAAAGGUACACUGGGGCCUGAACUCCGAGAUUAUUAGGACCAUCUACAUCGCGGUAGUGGAGCCAAUCAUCAUGUAUGCGGCAAGCGCCUGGUCACCGGCAACAAAUAAACGGCUAAUUAAAAAACAGUUCGAUGCGGUACAACGCGGGUUCGUACAGAAAAUCAUCAAGUCAUAUAAAACUGUGUCUCUGCACUCGGCCCUACUACUCGCCGGGCUGCUUCCUCUGGACCUGAGAGUCCGGGAAGCGGCCUUACUUUAUGAGAUAAAGAAAGGUUACUCCCGGCGAGUGGUAGGAGACAGAGAAAUGGAAAGAAAAGUAGAAUUUGACAGGACACCACACCCCGCGGACCAGCAUGGCCUCCAAUUCAUAAGUCUGGGGGACGGUGCACAAAUGGACCAACACGACAACAAAGGCCUAAAAAUCUAUACUGAUGGCAGUAGGAUUGACGGUAAAGUCGGCGCUGCGUUAUCCAUAUGGAAUAACGCGGCGGAGACAAGUCACCGAAAAUUAAAGUUGGAAAAUUUUUGCACCGUCUUCCAGGCUGAGUUGCUGGCCAUAUUGGAAGCAAGCAGGCAUGCUCUUAAGGACCCGGCAGAGAGCUGUAAUGUAUAUAGCGACUCUAGAUCUGCUCUUCAGACAGUCGUCCAAAACGUUUCCCUCCAUCCUAUAGCGGUAGAAAUAAGAGAAAAUAUCAACAAACUAGACAAACAAGGGAAAUCCCUUAAACUUUACUGGGUCAAAGCACACGCAGGGUUGGAGGGAAACGAGAGAGCAGAUCUACUAGCUAAAGAAGCCGCAAUUAAAAGUAAGUGUAGGCCUCACUACGGGAAAUGUCCGGUGUCAUUCGUCAAGCGUCAGAUACGUCUGGAAUCGCUUGACGAAUGGAAUCGUACAUAUAUAGAAGGAAGAACUGCUUCCACCACCAAGGUAUUUUUCCCGGAUGCCUUGAGUGCAUAUCCGAUUAUAAGGAAAAUAGAAAUGGAUCACAUAGUGGUACAGGUGAUGACAGGACACGGCGGGUUCUCUGAAUAUCUGUAUAAAUUCAAAUGUAAAGAGAGCCCGUCGUGUAUCUGUGAUCCAGAGAAGGAGGAGUCAAUUAUUCACCUGAUAACGGAGUGCCCUAUUUAUGGAAAAGAGCGAUUAGAUAUAGAAUUAGAGAUAGAAAGUAAGAUAAAUAAAGAAAAUAUACAUAAAAUUAUAAGUAAUAAGCAUGUAAGAAAUAGGUUUAUAAGUUACUGUAAGAAAAUAGCAAAUAAAGUUGUAAAUAAAAAUAAAUAA
Messenger RNA from Parnassius mnemosyne (clouded apollo), 3690 nucleotides. Lineage: Eukaryota; Metazoa; Arthropoda; Insecta; Lepidoptera; Papilionidae. The record is from the annotation of a GenBank genome assembly.